CGCUACCGUCUGGGUGUGUGUAAACAGUGGCUGAGAGGCAAAUAUCCCUGUAUCCCUGACGUACGCUUGCCGCACUGUACACGCCCCCGAGGAGUGCAGUGAUGCAGUAACACUCAGCCAAUGAACUUGACCAAAAGCAAACACUACGGCGUGGACCCACGUUCUCUGGGCCUGUUUUGUCCAUUACGUCGUUCUGCAUCCUGCGUUGGAGCACUGUAUAAAGACCUCUGUCCAGCGACUGUCACUCAUUAUCACACCAUUACAACACCGCUCAAUCCAUCUACACAACCUCCAAUACUUCCUACUCAAUACCCCUCAACCAACCAAUCAAUCAACCCAUCUCACCUUCAAAAUGGACAAGGCUAAGUCUGCCAUCAACGAGUUCAUGUCCAAGUCUGGACACCAUGACACCACUGUCCACGAGGCGGUUGCCCCUGCUGUUCAGCACGAGGUCGUCAAGCCUCACCAGCAUGAGGAGAUCCUGACUGCCGUCGACAAGGAGGUUCACCAGGACCACUACCACCGCACCGUCCAGCCCAUCCAGGACCGCGAGGUUCUCCCCGAGCAACACACUGCUAAGCUCGGUGCUGUUCAGCACCGCGAGUUCGACCACCGCGAUGCUGAGGCCACAAAGAUGGCUCUCAUUGCUGAGCAGCAGCUCUUCAAGGAUGAGAGGCGUGUAGACCAGACGACCUACAGCCAGAGCGCAGCGGCCACUGUUGGCGGCGAGCACAUCCACCACCACAUCCACGAGACCAUCCAGCCAGUCAUCCAGCGGGAGGUUAUCCAGCCCCAAGUCAUCCACACCACCGUGCCCAUCCACGAGGUUCACCAUAACAAGGCUACCCUCCACGAGGUUACUGCCCUGCCUGUCAUGACUAUGGAUCAGUUCAAGGCCAAGGGUGGAUCUCUUGCUGGCCGCGAGGAGCGAUACGACGCAUUCGAGGGUGUCCCCAAGAACAUUGGCGCUGGCGCAGUCGGUGGCUUCAGUGCUAUCCAGGGUGACCACAAGCGUGACAGCCACAACAUCUCCCCUGCUCUGAAGGGUGAGGCUGCUCACGGAGACUUCCACGGCAAGACUCAUCACGACCACCACGCUGGACGUGUCGGUACCGACGGUGUCAUUGGCGGCCGCACCCGCAGGGGUUCGUCCACCAGCAGCUCCGACAACGAGUCCCGCCGCACUACUGGCACUACCGCCACUGGCAAGAAGCCCAGCCUGAUGGACAAGCUCAACCCCAAGGUCGACUCCAACGGUGACGGCACCCGUGGCUUCAUGAAAUAGAUGCGGACCUAGUAGUGGUGUCUCUUUUCAUAAGCAUUUGAUACCGGCAAAUAGCCUACC
Messenger RNA from Dothidotthia symphoricarpi CBS 119687, 1345 nucleotides. RefSeq lists its product as uncharacterized. NCBI's taxonomy places the organism in Eukaryota, Fungi, Ascomycota, Dothideomycetes, Pleosporales, Dothidotthiaceae. Bases 353 to 1285 code for a protein of 310 amino acids. The record is from RefSeq and is a predicted model, not a curated record. The transcript is spliced from 3 exons.